This is a messenger RNA of Coturnix japonica (Japanese quail), 1415 nucleotides long. Its product is annotated as erythroblast NAD(P)(+)--arginine ADP-ribosyltransferase-like. NCBI's taxonomy places the organism in Eukaryota, Metazoa, Chordata, Aves, Galliformes, Phasianidae. The record is from RefSeq and is a predicted model, not a curated record. Gene Ontology annotation, molecular function: NAD+-protein-arginine ADP-ribosyltransferase activity; NAD+ poly-ADP-ribosyltransferase activity.
UUUCACUUUUGCUUAUGGGAAAGGGAUGGGGACAGCAUGAAGGAGGUGGUGAAGGGAGGAGAAGAGAGCAGCAGGUGAUCUACCAUCAACCAUAAGAUAACAUACCUGCUUUAUAGGGCAAUAAAAUUUGUUUCAUCAUAUCAGUCACCUCUUUCAUGCUGUCCCCCUCCCGUGCCUGUUAGAAAAAGAUAAAGGCAAGGGGAUUGUUCCCAUGCUGGCAGGGACAGCACAGAAAGCAGCAGCGUGGCCACUGGAUCUGCUCAAAGGGAACAAAGGCAGGAAGAAAGGAAAGGUACAGAUGGGCACCUGGGUCCUUCUGCACAUCGGGCACCAGCACAUGGGCUGGGUGCUGCUGCUCAGCACCUUGGUUGGCGUGUUGGCCACAAAGAGUAAGAGAAACCUGGGUCCACUCAAGGUGGUGGAGAUGGACAUGGCCAACAGCGCCUUCGAUGACCAGUACCGGGGCUGCAGCCGCAUGAUGGAGGAUCUGCUGGGGGAGCUGAACCGCACCGAGUUCACCAACCAGGUCUAUGCUGAGACAUGGAGAAUUGCUGCCAAGAAGGUGAGCAAUCGAUGGGGUCGUGCCAACCGCUCACCAGCACUGAGAUGGGAUCAGGCUACGGCUGUGACGGCGUACAAAAUGGAGACGAAGCUGUACCACCAGUUCAACACGGCCACGCGAAGGGACGGCACCUCCCGGCAGCACUACCUGCGUUCCUUCCCCUUCAAGACGCUGCACUUCCUCCUGACCAGAGCCCUGCAGACCCUGUGGGAAUCCCAGCCCCAGCGAUGCCACCACGUCUACCGCGGUGUCAGGGGCACCCGAUUCACGGCACAGCCAGGCACGGUGGUGCGCUUCGGUCAGUUCACCUCCACCUCCUUCCUGAAGAAUAUCUCUGAAUCUUUUGGCCAGGACACCUUCUUCUCACUGGAGACCUGCCAUGGUGUCCCCAUCAAGGAAUUCUCCGAUAACCCUGAAGAGGACGAAGUCCUCAUCCCACCCUUUGAGCAGUUCAUGGUCACCAACUUCAUCUACACCAAGGACGGAACCUUCAUUGAGCUCCACUCCAAGGGGGUGAACAGCACCUACAACUGCGAGUUCGUGAAGGAUAAAUGGUGCAAGGAGGGGCCGUGUGCUUUCAUUGCAGGCAGGAGCAGCCCCCUGGAACCCCAGCACCUCUGGGUGCUCCUUGUGGCAGUCACAGCCCUGGCAGCCAUAGCAGAGCCCUGAGCUGCACACACCAUCCCACUGCCGCCCCUCCGUGCGGUCAGGAGGGCAGCAAAGUGCCUUCAAUGCAUCUCAUGGAACCUGCAGACGCUGCUUUCCAACUGCUGAUGCUUUCGGUGACGCUGUGGGACGUGGAGCAGCAGCACAGAACCAUCCACUGCUCUUCCCCAAUAAUAAAAGCGUUGCU